AACAUAUAAAUACCUAGCGGCUAUUUCUUGCUUUAAUAAAUCUAUUCUUCCCCACCGAGCUUCUUUUUUGCCCUAAUUCUGAACUAGAUUUCUCGUAGUCUUCAAAUUUUUACAGCGAUUUCGUUCAUAUCUUUCCGACGCAACAAGGAAUCAGUAAGGACAUGGCUGCAAUGGAGAGCAGUAUACUAGUGUUUUCAGAUCAUGUUGUUGUGCCUGUCAGCGCAGUUAUGGCUGCGAUAGCACCGCUGGGGGUCAAAGGAGAUGGACAGAAUGAUCCCCUAAUCCUCACUCAAGCUUCCUAUCUAAAGAAGCUGCCAAUGGACUCAGUUUCAGUUGAUAUUGUCGUUUACAUUGUGAGAACUGUUGAGCUUCUUGAUCAGUUUCUUGAAGAAAUCUCCAGAGUUCUGAAACCUGGGGGUACUGUCUUAAUACAGGCACCCCAACCUGCUUCAGUGAGCACGGAUAAGGUCAGCUCUACAUUUGAGCGCAAGUUAUUAUUAGCCGGAUACCUAGAGUUGCAAGUUCUGGACCUGAAAUCCUUAGUACCAGAAGUAAAUGUUCAAUCUGUAACGGUUAAGGCCAGUAAGCCCUCGUGGAAGAUUGGGUCAUCCUUUUCCAUUAAGAAAGCAACCCCAAGUUUGCCUAAAGUACAGCUUGAUGAUGAUUUGGAUUUGAUUGAUGAAGACAGUCUAUUAACAGAGGAAGACUUGAAGAAACCAGAACUUCCAGUCGUUGAUGACUGUGAAGUUGGAAGUUCAAAGAAAGCUUGCAAAAAUUGCACUUGUGGACGGGCGGAGGCAGAAGAAAAGGUUGUGAAGCUCGGCUUAACCGAGGAGCAGAUUGAAAACCCUCAGUCCGCGUGUGGCAGUUGUGGACUAGGUGAUGCGUUCCGUUGUGCAUCUUGCCCAUACAAGGGUCUACCGGCAUUCAAGCUGGGUGAGAAGGUAUCCUUGUCUAGUAACUUUCUUGUUUCUGACUUCUGAUCAUGGUUCCAACGGGAGCAGCGGAGGAUUUUGGUCUUAUCAUUCUGACGAGAUGGUUUGAAAUAUACAAGGGGCAAGAGUCAUAAUUUGGAUGGAUAGAUAUAGAUACAUACACUUGCAGGAUUCUAGGUGUUCUGGUGUGUGCCCGUGAUGUGUUAGAUUGAAUAUUAUGUAGUCUUCGGACAAUCUUUUAACGGCUUUGGAUUUCCUAAAAUAUAUUGUAAUAAUAUGCUGUUUAGAGCUACUGAUCGACUGAGAAAGAACUUGAGGUUUUGGUUUCAAAGUUUUAAAUUUCACAAUGAUCGCUUCUUUCAAUUGUAACUACAUUUUCUUGAUAGCUUUUUUACGGGCCCAUCGGGUUCUGUUGAGAGA
Molecule: messenger RNA, 1355 nt
Organism: Papaver somniferum (opium poppy)
Lineage: Eukaryota; Viridiplantae; Streptophyta; Magnoliopsida; Ranunculales; Papaveraceae
Product: anamorsin homolog
Exons: 8
Coding region: 162-983 (273 amino acids)
Biological process (GO): iron-sulfur cluster assembly
Cellular component (GO): cytoplasm
Molecular function (GO): iron-sulfur cluster binding
Source: RefSeq, a predicted model, not a curated record